AUGUCCCCGCCCAGCUUGCCUGCCUCGCGCGCACCAUCUCCAUCCCACUCAGGCAACCCAGCUAAGCGCAAGAAGCUCUCGACAUCGUGCGAUGCCUGCCAAAAGCGCAAAUCCAGAUGCGAGAUGGUCACGGCCAACGGGUGCCAUCGGUGUCGCACGCUAAACACCAAGUGCUCCCGAGCUGGAAAGGCGUCGGGGAAUGGGGGAAGCGGAGAGGUGUUUGAUGAUUUUGGGACAGAAGCAGAAGGAUCGGAGGGGGGUCCUGCAGAUCGAGGCAGUGCGCUGGCAGAGAUCCAGGGUCGGACGAGGCGGAUAGAGGCGAUGCUAGGGGGCCUGCUGGCCCAAUCUGGAGGCUUUGGGCGGCCAGGGCCAUCCCUCACCGAGGAUCUCCCGGAGGUGUCAUCCACCGGUCAGAGCACCCAUCAUGCUGCUAGUGCAACGGCCAACCGCGCUCUGAUACUGAACCGCGGAAACAACCUGGCAGAUCCGGUGUCGGCGGGGAUCAUAACGGCGGCUUUAUGGGAGGCCGUCUACAGCAGGCAACACAUCAUCCCUCUGAGCUCGCUUCUCCACACGCUCCAGCCGUACGAACCCUUCCUCCGCACCUGCAUCCUGGUAUAUCAGGCGAACGGCAGAUCCAUGGCUCAGCCGGGAUACGAUCACCUAUUCCGUCUCCUACGCGACAGCUUAGAUCGCCUCCCUGUUGUCCGCCCAACCCGUCAGAUCGUACUCGGCCUCUUCAUCCUCUCCCUUACGCCGUCGCUCCCCCACAGUGGGCGGACUUACGUGUCACCGGACCAUUUUGGAGCUGCUAGCCGGGCUAUGGAUAUGGCGAGGGUUGUUGGGCUGGAACAGGCAGAGGAGCGAGUCCUAAGGGAAGCGCCGGAGGAUUGGGAGCGAGACUGGCUGAAGAGAGAUAUCGAAGGCAUGAAGCUGUGGUAUGCGAUCAUCCAUCGCGUCAGAUGGGUGGAACUGCUCAACUCGCCUUUUCUCCACUCAUCGCCGGUUACCCCUAUACCGACACAAGCAUACGCCCUGCAAGACCCUAUGUUCGCCUAUCUCUUUCUCGAGAACGAUUUACUGGGACUGUUCGAGCUCGUAUCCGUCCCUUUUCGACUGAUGUGCACAUCACGAAUCUACGAUCCGUCGCACGCACUCGACCUGAUCCAAGCAGUCAACACAUACACCGAGAGGGCGGUAACAUGGGAGGGCCGGGUGAUGAAUAAUCCGCUGCUAGGCUCGUCAAAGCAUCACCUCAUCGUCACCCAUCACCUCAUCAACAUCAUAUUCUACCUUCGCCUGUCAGACUGGCACAACCUCUCCAGCCCUCUCGGCCCGGAUACCACUACCCAGUUCACUCGACUAUUUGCCAGUCGUAUUCUCACCUCGUCAGUCUCGGCCAUCAAUUCCCUGCUCGACCACCUUGCGGCUUCGCCAUCAUCCUCGCCGUCUCCCUUACUUCGCGUCUUACCGGCCUUCACAUUCAUGCUCGUCCUGCUGGCUUACAAGGCUGUCGUACAGUCCCGCAAACUCAAGGAGGCUACUCCUCCUCCCGGGGGAACGGGUCAAGACUCGACGGACGGGGAGAUCAUAGAUCCGGGACGUCUCUCGCGCAUACGGUCCGCUCUCAUUCAGGCACACCGUCAGUACGUCCCCCUUGUGGCCAUGAUCGAUGGGGAGGCGCCGCCUCGAGAGUGGGGCGAAGGACUUCGGGAUCUCCAGGCGCAGCAUGAGUUUGGUGGGUCGGAUUGGCAAGAGUGGGAGAGAUUGUUUGACUUUGACCUAUAUUCAGGGUCAUUGGUCGGAUGGGGGAUGGCUUUCGAUGGGGAUGAUAUGGGUCUGAGGUUGGCGGAGUCGGAAGUGGGGGAUAUCUGA
Messenger RNA from Dioszegia hungarica, 1875 nucleotides. RefSeq lists its product as uncharacterized. NCBI's taxonomy places the organism in Eukaryota, Fungi, Basidiomycota, Tremellomycetes, Tremellales, Bulleribasidiaceae. The transcript is spliced from 5 exons. The coding region runs from base 1 to 1875 and encodes 624 amino acids. Gene Ontology annotation, biological process: regulation of DNA-templated transcription. Gene Ontology annotation, molecular function: zinc ion binding; DNA-binding transcription factor activity, RNA polymerase II-specific. The record is from RefSeq and is a predicted model, not a curated record.